AUGAUUAUACUCAAGUCUAUCUAUGCAUGCCUAUAGAUGUAAAAACUAUUAGUAUAACCGAUAAUGAUCCAAAUCCUAAAGGAAUUUAGUGAUAUCCCAAUUAUACAAUUAAGGACAAGAUAGUUACACAACCAGAUAGAGCCCAAAUGUACAUAGAUGAUAAUUAUUAAUUUAUCAAUUCAUUAAUGGCCAAAUAAGCAAGCAUUUAGAGAAUACACAUUAUUAGGAUUUCACUAAAUAGAUAAAUAUGAUUACAUAAAAUAAGUCAUAUCGAAAACAUUCUACACACCUCCACUAAAUAGACUUAAUAGAAUGUAAAUUGGUAAUCCUAUAAGAUUAGUAUAUAAUAAUAAUGAAAAUUAUUAAAUUUAUUUGGUCAUCAAAUAUUUUAGAGUCUAUAUCAAUGCUAAACUUAAUGGUUAUAAGAGACAUAUCAGUAUAUACAAAAUGUUUCCACUAAAUAAAAUGGUUGAAACUGUUUGA
Molecule: messenger RNA, 483 nt
Organism: Paramecium pentaurelia
Lineage: Eukaryota; Ciliophora; Oligohymenophorea; Peniculida; Parameciidae
Source: the annotation of a GenBank genome assembly